AUGAAGACAAUUUGCGUUAUAUUUGCAUUUAUUGGUGCUGUUCAAGCGAUUUCCGGUGGUCACAACACUACAAUUAUGCGGCACCAAUGGCAAUUAUCUUUAAGAUAUAAAGGAGAACAUUUUUGUGGAGCAUCUCUGAUCUCCAACCGAUGGGCUCUCACUUCUGCCAGCUGUUUGGACCAACACACUUCAGAUCUUUCCGUGCGGGCUGGAUCUGUCGACCUUUCAAGUGGUGGUGACGUAAUAGACGUGGACGAUUUUAUAAUUCAUCCGAAAUAUAACAAGAAAACCUAUAACUCUGAUAUAGCUCUACUCAAAUUCACAAAAGAUAUGGAGGGAAACAAUGUCUCGAGAGCUCUUGUACCUUUCCACGAUACCAGCGAUGUGUCAGAUCAUGCAGGGGUCGCUAUAACCGGUUGGGGUGCAAUUGAAGAUGGUGAAAAUUUCUCCGAAAUGCUUCAAAUGGGUAUCCUUCGUCAAUCCCAAGAAGUUCCUGUCAAAUGGCGUAUCCGACCAAAAUCAUAUCGUUAAACAUGUUUUGUGUUGGGGUUUACAACGUCCAAAACAUUACAGCUUGCAAUGGAGAUUUUGGAGGACCGGCUACCUUUGCCAAUUGUUUGCAAGGAGUAAUUUCUUGGGGAGGACAAUGUGGAAGUUUUACGAACCCGACAGUUAUGACGAGAGUUGCUGCAUUUAAAGAUUGGAUACUCACCACUACAGGCGCAACAGAUUAUUUGAACUGCCCUCUUGUCUAAGUUGGCACAUUGUACAUAAGAUUUUACAUUAUUUGGAAUGAACAAUAAAUAUAUCAG
This is a messenger RNA of Diabrotica balteata, 812 nucleotides long. The record is from the annotation of a GenBank genome assembly. Lineage: Eukaryota; Metazoa; Arthropoda; Insecta; Coleoptera; Chrysomelidae.